This is a messenger RNA of Daldinia decipiens, 1402 nucleotides long. RefSeq names its product 2-dehydropantoate 2-reductase. The coding region runs from base 228 to 1259 and encodes 343 amino acids. Gene Ontology annotation, biological process: pantothenate biosynthetic process. Gene Ontology annotation, molecular function: 2-dehydropantoate 2-reductase activity. The transcript has a single exon. Gene Ontology annotation, cellular component: cytoplasm. NCBI's taxonomy places the organism in Eukaryota, Fungi, Ascomycota, Sordariomycetes, Xylariales, Hypoxylaceae. The record is from RefSeq and is a predicted model, not a curated record.
GUGCAGUGGCCGCGUUAUAGAAUUGUAAGUUGACGAUAAUUAGUUUCGGCUUAUACUCAUUAAGAGUUGGGGGAUAUAACUGGGGGUAAGUGCAUAUAUGUGUCUUAUUUAAGCGAGGGGAGACAACUACUAGCUGUAGCUUGUUUGUAAAGCAGCUUCUAUGAUUUUUCAACUUUGUUAACUACCUAAAAGUGACUAUUCACGUUGCUCAUACGCAAACCUAAGCUAUGCCGAAAGUAUUGAUAUUCGGCACCGGCAGUCUCGGGACUUGCUAUGCCUGGGCCUUAUCAAACGCGGUUGGACAGGACAACGUCACCGCGAUAUGCCGAUCUAACUACGAGUUCGCUUCCCGGAACGGCUUCACGAUCCACUCGAACCUGUGGGGCGAUAACCUCCAUUUCCAACCCCGCAUCGCGAGGUCCGUUGCCGAAGCCGUGCAGCAGUUGGCUUUGGACGCGCAACCAUUCUUCGACUUUGUGGUUGUCGCUACCAAGGUCGUGCCUACUGACCCUUCGAUAGAGGAACUGAUUGGCCCCGCGAUCGCGAAGGGCAGGACGGCUAUUGUGCUGUUGCAGAAUGGUAUUGGGAUCGAGGACGAGUAUGCGCAACUCUACCCGGAUAACCCGCUGUUGAGCACCGUGGCAUACUUCCCGGCUACCCAGGUCUCGCCUGGCGUUGUGCACCACAAGGAAGUCGAGACGCUGCACGUGGGCACGUAUCCGGCUGCUGCUCCGACGAAACACAAGGAAGCAGCGCGGGAGUUCGUAGAGCUCCUUGGGAAAGGAGGCGCCACGGCUAAGUUACACGACGAUGUACAGCACAAGCGCUGGGGCAAGCUGCUCGUCAAUGGUUCUUGGAAUCCCAUAUGCGCGCUCACUCGGCUGAGGGACCGGGAGUUCGUCGAAGUGAGCUUGAGUUUAGACUUGGGCGCAGAAGACAAGUGGGGUGACGGCGUGCGCUUUGUAAAAGACGUCAUGUUGGAGAUCGCGUCUGUAGCACAGGCUUACGGGUACAGCGAUGUGGAUGAAGAGGUGGUGGAUUUCCAGAUUGGACGCGCUGUUGUACGCGACCUGCCUGGAGUACAACCGUCCAUGCUAGGAGAUGCGUUUGAGAGCAAGAGUAUGGAGGUUGAUGCUAUUGUGGGCAAUGUGGUGAGACUUGCGAGAAAGAAGGGGCUGGCUGUGCCGAUGUUGAGAACGAUUUAUCUCCUGGCUAAUGGGCUAAGCGGGAGUUUUUCUCGAAAGAAGCUGCAGUCUUAGAGGAUAGGAGAUAGUGAGGGAUAUGUUGCUCUUCAUGUCUUUAUCUCAGGAGGUUUGUAAUACCCUUUAGAGAGAAUACUAGCACAUUCUAGACAUACUCCCAGAUAGAUAUUUAGAAUCUAUCAUCAAUAGACAAAAAAAAA